Messenger RNA from Sitophilus oryzae (rice weevil), 705 nucleotides. RefSeq names its product craniofacial development protein 2-like. Lineage: Eukaryota; Metazoa; Arthropoda; Insecta; Coleoptera; Curculionidae. The transcript has a single exon. The record is from RefSeq and is a predicted model, not a curated record. Gene Ontology annotation, molecular function: catalytic activity. Bases 1 to 705 code for a protein of 234 amino acids.
AUGUCACAUUUUUUUAAAUACAAGAAUUUAUAUAUAACUCCGCCUGGGGCAGCUGUGGGUGGAUUGAGUAGCUCACAGUUGUCACUGCCGGUCCCAAGCCCGGAUAAAGGAGGAGGGUUCUUAGGUAAGGCUAGCAACCUGCUUAAGGUAAAACACUCACAUGCUCAAAGCACCGGUAAUACAGCUUCGGAACCAGGAUUGAUUUCACAGAUAACGACCAACGCGCGAAAAAGGACAAGGAACAAACUUUAUAUGAAGAAGCAACAAAUAAGAAUUGCAUGCUGGAAUAUAAAAACAGUUUAUUCGAAAGACCAUGAACUAAUUCCCGAACUCAACGAACAUAAAAUAGACAUAUGUGCACUUUCCGAAACAAAAAAGAAAGUUAAAGAAACAACAAAACUCAAUAACUACAUUUUAGUAUACUCAGGCGUACCAAAAGACCAAAGAGCAACAUCAGGCGUUGGAGUAGCUAUAAAUUAUAAAUAUGAACAGAAUAUAGAAAGCAUAGAAUACGUGUGCGACAGAAUCCUGAGAGUAAAGAUUAUGUUUGACCAACCCAUUCACAUUAUAUCAGUGUACGCACCCGACAUUAAUAAACCUGAAGAAAUGUCAAUGGACUUCUACGAAAAUCUACAGUCAGCGAUAGACAAAAUACCAAGGCAUGAAAAGAUAAUUCUGUUAGGGGAUUUAAACGCAAGAAUUUGA